Aureobasidium pullulans EXF-150 is the source of this 1236-nucleotide messenger RNA. RefSeq lists its product as uncharacterized. The transcript is spliced from 2 exons. The coding region runs from base 1 to 1236 and encodes 411 amino acids. Lineage: Eukaryota; Fungi; Ascomycota; Dothideomycetes; Dothideales; Saccotheciaceae. The record is from RefSeq and is a predicted model, not a curated record.
AUGCAUCUGGCAACUUCUCUUGUGGCAUUGAGCCUUGUUGGCCUUUCUCUUGCUAUCAGCCAGUCCCAGAAUGCCUUGUCUUCAUGUGAGCCGGUCACUGAGACCGUCACCCUCAUGUCCUGCCCGAGCGAGACCACUCUUGCUUCUGCCAUCGACUCUACUACUACAGCCUCGUACUCGACCAUCACCAGCUUCUCUACUCUGACUAGCUACGUGACUGUCUCCCCAUCUCAGACCCUGGCUGGUCCUGUCUCCUCUUCUGUUGAUGUUCUGCCUUCCAGCUCGGGCUACUCCUACAUUGACCAUGAUGGCACGACUAGCUGGAUUAGCGAUGUUUCUCCUACUGUCAGCUUCAGCUCAACUGUCACCGAGACUGUUCAGAUGACCGUCUUCCCGGUUGCCACCGAUGACAUUAAGGUCACUGUCACUCAGACCACGGUUCUCACCAUCACACCUCCCGCUGUGACUUCCAUCAAGUCUCAGUCCUCGGUGGCCUUGGCUGGCCAGUCAGAUGAGGAGACCACAACCUCGACUGUGACUUCUUACCGCACCAAGAGCGUCAUCUCUGUUCUGACGGUCUACUUGAGCUCAAGAAGCUCCAAGCCUGCUGCUCUCAUGACGUCCUCUGCAGCUGCUAGCGCAGAGCUCACUUCCCACAGCACCUCGACCAGUCCUCCGACAUCUGCAGAGUCGGUCUGCUCCGUGAGCUAUGUGGACGUAACUACCGAUUUCACCUACACUGUCAUUGCUACGCCUUCCGCCGGCUUCAACUCGGUCAUCAACAGUGUUGGUAACCUGAGCUCUUACGCCCCAAUUGCAUCUGCCUGGAACACUACUAUGCACCCGUCCGCAACACUUACCGGCUCUCUGUACAAGCCUUCUGGGUUCUCGGGUGCUGUGACAACACCUACUGCCUCGCUGGUGUCGUCCGUGUCUGUUGGAGCUGCCUCGCAGAAAUCUGCAACUGCUAUCUCGCCUGUCGUUCCUUCUUCAGCCCUCCGCCAUGGUAACAACGGUAGUACAGUCUCAUCCUCGGCCACUGGAUAUGUUCCCUUCAUGCCAGUCCCUGUCAUCUCGUUGAGUGCUCCCGCUGCAUUCUCGCGUACUUCUUCGACCUUGAGCAAGAAGUACACCAACACUUCAAGCUCUGCUAUGCCGACCCCCACCGUGUGUGGUGAGCAUGGUGAAUUCACUUUGACUGUAAGUACCCUCUUGAACACAUCAACAAAAAUAUGA